Molecule: messenger RNA, 536 nt
Organism: Zymoseptoria tritici IPO323
Lineage: Eukaryota; Fungi; Ascomycota; Dothideomycetes; Mycosphaerellales; Mycosphaerellaceae
Exons: 2
Coding region: 142-336 (64 amino acids)
Source: RefSeq, a predicted model, not a curated record
GUCAUCUGAGGGUGUCAUUGAAGACUUGAGGAUGGCGGCGUGUGUCGACAUCGCUCGCGGCAUCGACAGCUGGCAGCACGUCAAUGAGUGAGACCAGUAAGCGAUGAGACGUGAGCAUGUAAGAAUGUUCUUGCUGUAGGUAUGUACAUGAAACCCUCCGCCUCCAUCUCCACCUCCACCUCCACCUCCACCUCCCCAUCAAGAACCAUCAAGAACCACUUCCCAUCAGUCUUCGAAGCGGCGACGUCGGUGCUUGGUAUGCCGAUCCAAAAGAAUGAAGAACGCAGCGAGAUGCUUGAUGUCGCUCAUCGCCGGAGCCGGAGUUUGAUGAUUUGAUUGUCCUCAUCGGUCUCGGGACUCGACGCUCCACCUCUUGCAGUGAGCCGGUGGCAGGCAGGUGAGAGAUGCGAGAGUUGUGGACGUCCAUCAAGGCAGAUUCAUGCUAGGUGUAUGCCGGGACCUCAGGGCAGGCUACUGCAUCGUAGCGAUGUCCCACCAUGGUGGGCCACGAUGAAAGCUGGCGAGGGUGAAAGUCG